AUGAGGCAAGUUAUUUUGCUUCGCCAUGACCUGCUUGCGCGUCCAAACUGGACGCUUGGCUCGGUCAUAGCACAGGCCAUCCAUGCAUCGAUCGAUUGCCUACAUCAAUACAGGAAUGAUACAAAUGUAAUAAAAUACACCUCCGAUGGUGCUCGAGGGUCCAUGACCACGAUCAUAUUGGAGGUCCGUGACGAGGCCCAUAUGGGCGAGCUAAAAGAUGCGCUUUUGCAUGCGUGCAUUGACCACACCAUUUGGGUGGAGCAGCCCGAAAAUAUGGCCACUGCAAUUGCACUGAAGCCUUACGAAAAAGAGGGUUUACCUUCAUUUUUGAAAUCGCUGAAAUUAUGCGCUGGCUUGGUGCGACAAUUCUCUUCGGCAAGCAAAUGCCUGUCCGGGCUAUUAGGCUCCAUGAGUACAGUUUCGUCUUGCGGCGUGGAAAAAUAUGGCGGCAGAUACAACGUCACCCUGAUUCCUGGGGAUGGCAUUGGGAAGGAAAUGUGCAAUUCGGUGAAAACAGUAUUUAAGGCAAUGAAUGUGCCGAUCGACUUUGAGGAAAUCGAGGUAUCUGGAUAUUGCAACGACCCAUCUCAGCUAAAGGCCGCUAUUGAGUCGUUGAGACGUGUCUUUUACACGCCCAUCAACACAUCGCAUUGCUCUCUCAAUCACCAAUUGAGAAAGGAAUUGGAUUUGUUUGCCAACGUCAUCCCUGUUAAAACAAUCCCUGGAGCCCCUUCUCGAUUUACAGAUAUCGAUUUUGUCAUCAUCCGAGAAAACAUGGAAGGUGAGUACUCUGGUCUUGAGCAUCAGAUGGUAUCCAGGCCUCAGCAAUUUGAUGUCAUGGUUUGCCCAAAUCUUUACGGAAGCAUAUGUGCUAACAUUGCUGCGGGCUUGGUCGGUGGCCCAGGCGUGGUUCCUGGUUGUAAUAUUGGACGGUAUGUACUUUUUGGGAUUCAUUUCAGCGACAUUGCUAUUUUUGAGACGGGAGCCCGGCAUGUGGCCAUGGACUUGAAGGAUAGAAACCAGGCAAACCCAACCUCUAUUCUCCUGUCGGCAGCCUGGCUUCUUAAGCACUUGGGCCUCGGCGGCCAUGGCAGCCUUCUUGAAAAAUCCAUCUUUCAGCUUAUUGCAGAGAAAAAUGUUCGUUGGCUGUUUGCUUUUAUAAAUCUAGGUGAGGACUCCCGAUUUUUCCGGUAA
This is a messenger RNA of Mitosporidium daphniae, 1194 nucleotides long. RefSeq lists its product as uncharacterized. Lineage: Eukaryota; Fungi; Microsporidia. The transcript has 4 exons. The record is from RefSeq and is a predicted model, not a curated record. Gene Ontology annotation, molecular function: peptidyl-tRNA hydrolase activity. Bases 1 to 1194 code for a protein of 397 amino acids. Gene Ontology annotation, biological process: tricarboxylic acid cycle; isocitrate metabolic process. Gene Ontology annotation, cellular component: mitochondrion.